Molecule: messenger RNA, 1354 nt
Organism: Cajanus cajan (pigeon pea)
Lineage: Eukaryota; Viridiplantae; Streptophyta; Magnoliopsida; Fabales; Fabaceae
Product: Nuclear transport factor 2 (NTF2) family protein
Molecular function (GO): protein binding
Source: RefSeq, a predicted model, not a curated record
CAAAGAAGCACACAGUGGCACUGACACCUGCGCUUGUUCUCUCUAAUUAUCUCUGCUCUUAGUUACGCACUGUAUCGAUUUUCCCUUCAGAGGUUAUUAUAAAAUGCUUGCUGAUAAUCAUCGUCGGCUGCUAUUUUUUUUUUCUUGGCUGAUUAAAUUCAUUUUACUAGUUCUCGGUGGAAUAAGCAUUUCAACUAUGGCGCUUUAUGGAACUUCAUUAUCCUUCAAUGGACUUUCUCCUGUCAAAGAGUUUAGUAUCUUGCCGCGUUCAUUCGUCAAUAGCUUUCAGAAGCUACAUCAUGUUUCUCUGCCUUCCUUGACUCUAGAUAGGUUGGUUUUGGGAAAAAGUUUUGGAAGAGGAGACCAACCGUGUCUUUUACCUGGUCAAAUUGCCAAGUUGCAAAUGGGAAGGUUCAGGAGAGGACUGGAAGUGAAAAGUGAAGACUCAGAGGGCAUGUUGGGUGGCGAGAACAUUGCAGUAGAUGAACAAACUUUGGAGGAGGAGCUACAGAAUGCCAUAGCUGAAGAGAAUUAUGCUAAAGCAGCAGAAAUAAGGGAUACUCUGAAAAACCUUCAGAAAGAAAGCAAGACGACAGUGUUUGGAGCGAAUAGCCGGUUUUACGAGUCAUUCAGGACUGGUGACCUUGCAGCCAUGCAAGCCUUGUGGGCAAAAAAGGAUGAGGUAUGCUGUGUCCAUCCUGGUUUGAAAGGAAUAUCUGGUUAUGAUGAUAUUAUUGAGAGCUGGGAUUUUGUGUGGGCUAACUAUGAAUUUCCACUAGAAAUUAAGCUAGAAGACAUCAAAGUUCAUGCUAGAGGGGAUAUGGGGUAUGUUACUUGCAUGGAAUUUGUAAAGACAAAAGGAGGCAGAUGGGGAGGUCAAUUUGUAACAAAUGUGUUUGAGAAGAUUGAUGGACAGUGGUUAAUUUGUAUCCAUCAUGCUUCCCCAGUAGACCUGUGAAUACAUCAAACAUUGCAUUAUAGAUAGGAAGUUCACUCUGUUGCUUAUCCUCGAUCCUUCUCUCUUCCUGAGUUUGUACCCAUUUUUGUUAUGGUUGGUGCUGAAGGUUCACUCAUCUCCAAAGAUUCUUUGAGUUUAACAUUGCAACUUGAAUGCGCAAAUGAUUUAUAGAAGCUGUGGCAUGUGGAUUAAUGCAUCUGUGAUUAAGUGCCUCCAGUUUUAGCUAAAGCAUUUGUACAUGUAGGGUUUAUGUUGUUCGAACUUGUGUUUAAACUCAUGUACCCAAAAAUCAAAGUUCCAGGCCUUAAAUUCCAAAGAGGUUGCUAGUAUGGUGACUAUGGUUAGUUGCUUCGAAAUAUUCAAUUGCAUUGUCAAUUCCCGACUUAACUUGGUCUA